GUGUAGGGUUUCCUGCCCGAGCAGGGGGUUGGACUAGAUGACCUCCAAGGUCCCUUCCAACUUUACUAUUAUUAUUAUUAUAUUGGACAACCAUUUGUCCAGGAUGGAAUAAAGUCUCCUGUCUUGGACAGGAGGUUGGAGCAGAAGACCAUCAAGGUCCCUCCCAGCCCUGUGAUACUAUGAUUCUACCAUCCUGCUCCACUUCUCACCUUGUCAAGUUGAUUAUUAUGUGUCUGUAAGAUCCGUAAAUAUUCUGGAGCGCCACUGUUCUGAAAGAGCCAACAUGAAGAAACCUGAGGGUGGCUUCUGGAAAACCUACUUGUACAAGACAGGUGAUGACGUCUUGGAAAUGGCGAUGGAAACGAAGGAUGUGGUUGACUCACAGAAGUUUAGUAUAUUUAAGGCCUGAAAUCCUAAACAAAUCUAUGGGGUGCUGAGACUCAUCCAUGGCUUCCAGAAUUGAGGAUCAUGUCGAUGCAGCUCCCUUUCCUUUGCUGAAUAAAAGGCAGAGAUUUAUAUAUGUUUGUUUGCAGUCUUAGAGUCAUCUGAAAUGGCUGGAAAGUGUUCCCUUCCCUGACUUGUUAUAGCUUCUUCCUGGUCUCUUUCAGCCAGUUUAAAAAAGGCAUUUUUGUAACAUGCUGUGUAAAAAAAUCUAUAUGAUUCCCUAAGAGUGAGAAUCCCUGGAUGGCACAUUAUCAAUCAACCAUUUGAUUAAUCAAAUGGUUGAUUGAUAACAUCAUUAACAUCAAUUAAUGUUCACCCUUGUCCACUCAGUUACAAGACAGAGAUGGACAACUUCCAUCACCCUAGGCUCAGGUGAGUUUUAGGGUUUUGAUUUUCCUCCAUCUCAAGAAAGCUCAGCCCCAUUGCACAAAAUUGGAUUUCCAAGUCAACCAGUCUUCCAAUCUGUUUAGUCCUGUCCCAAACAAGUUCAGCACUGCUCAAUGUUAUGAUUAGUAUCCAACUAUCUGAGAACUCUUAGACUGUAUCCAUGACAAGAGCAAGGGAUAUAAAUACAAUACAAUCCUUAAUUUUCAUGGAUGGAGGAGGCUAUUUUCAAAGAAAGUUCUGAUCUAAAUAUUGUUAUAAUCCUUCAUGCAGUUGGGGAAUGUGCACAGUCAGGAGGAUCAUUUAAAGGCAAAACAGCAUCUGCAGGAAACUUGCAAAUAGUAGGGAUGAGAUAAACAUUCUUCAUCUUGUCCAUUGAUGAAAUUCUUGGGUUCACAAACUGGGGUACUGUUGUCUUAUUUAUAUUUUAAUUUUAAGGGCUUUUUUAAAAGUGCUUUAAGCCACUGAUCUUAUGUCAAGGGAGACCCACGCAUAAGAUCAAUGGCUUGAGGUGACAAUUUGAGUCUUAUCUUUCAAAAUAGCCUUUAAAAAUAAUCACCAAAACGUUUGAUCCUAUCCAUUCUGGGACUGGAAAAGGGAUCUGCAGACUGUGGACACUGUUUGAUGUUCAGCAUUUGUAUUGAUUACAUCUGGUAUCUGAUACAACUGUAGCAACUCUCAGCUAUCUUUUUGAUAAAGAGCAAGUAAUAGGCAAGAAAGUAAAUGGAGUAAAUUUUUAAGUUUCCAUCCAUACACUAUAAUUCCCUUGUGGUUGUUAAAGCAUGAGAUGGUGAAAAGCACUGCCAGUGAAUAUGGACCUCCAGUCAUUUUCAUGGAGAGCACUAAUUAAGUUUAAUCCAGAUUACUGGGGACAAAAUUCAAGACCCACUUCAAAUAUGGGAAUCAAUUGAUCUGCUGGACUGCUGACAGUUGUUGGAACCAGAUUCCUUUUGUGUCAUUACUUGUUCUAAUUUGUAUAGACAAUGAACAGGGAAAUUUCAUGGGAAAACCAAAGCUACCAAAGAGAAUUCAUCUUGCUGGGAGUGGCUGACCGGCCACGGUUGGAGAUGUUGCUCUUUGCCCUUGUCCUGGUCUGCUACUUGAUGACCAUCUUGGGCAAUACAACCAUCAUUGUGGUCUCAAGACUAGAUCCAGGGCUCCAUACCCCCAUGUAUUUCUUCCUCAGCAACCUUUCCUUCCUUGACCUCUGCUUCACCACCAGCCUUGGGCCCCACAUGCUGAUGAAUUUCUGGAGAAAAAGCAAGACUAUCACUUAUGGCGGCUGUGUGGCUGAGCUCUACAUUUCCCUUGCUCUGGGCUCCACGGAGUGUACUUUGUUGGCUGUCAUGGCCUAUGACCGCUAUGCAGCCAUCUGUCAUCCACUACGCUAUACUACCCUUAUGAACCACUCUCUGUGUUUCACAAUGGCUGCUGUCUCCUGGAUAAGUGGCUUCAGCAACUCACUAGUUCAUACAGUGAUGAUUCUUCGGCUUCCACUGUGUGGACAGAAUCAAGUGAAUCAUUUGUUUUGUGAGCUCCCAGCCUUUCUUAAAUUGGUUUGUGUUGACAUUUCCCUUAAUGAAAUUGUGAUGUUUUCUACUAGCGUGGUGUUCCUCCUAGUACCAGUUAGUCUCAUCACAAUCUCAUACGGCUAUAUAGCCUCUGCAGUGCUGAGGAUUCGCUCAGCUGAGGGAAGGAAGAGGGCCUUCAACACUUGUUCCUCCCACUUGAUGGUGGUCUGGCUCUUCUAUGGCACAGCCAUCUUUAGUUAUCUCCAGCCUCUAUCCACUUCCUCCCAUGAUCAACGCAAGAUGAUUUCCCUUUUCUAUACCUUUGUCACCACCAUGCUUAAUCCACUGAUCUACACUCUGAGGAACAAAGAAGUGCAUAAAACUCUCCAAAGACUAAUCAAGAAGAAUAAACCCAUGGAUUGAAGCAUCCAAAGCAUCUGAAGGUUCAACAGAAAUGCUGUUUGUUUGUUAUUCUUGCAAUAAUUUUCAUUGUAUUCUCUAUUUCAUAAUAGGCAUGUCUUAUUAUCUAGGUACCACAGUACUACACAAGACUGUAAAAUUAAAGAAUAUACAAACCCCAAAACUGACAAUCAGAACUUAUUUUCUGAAAUGUGUUUAGCUUGUCCUGGAUAACACACGUCUUGUGUCAACUCUGUCCCUUGAUGUUUCAGAUGUUUUGUUCCCCUGUGAAAAAGGCAUCUUCUGAAGUUCUUGCAAUUUUCUUUUAAUGAGAAUUUGAACUAACGUUAUUAUUCCACCCUUGCAAAUCUUGAUUGCAUUGUGGCUUUUGCCAGGCCAAAUCCUUCUAGUCUUUUGGGACACUCCUAAUUACUCAAUAUAAAAAAAAGAGUUUCUUCAUGAUUUUCUUCCCUUAUGAGACCAGUUCCUAAACAUUUUCUUUAUGCAGAGUGUGGCAUUGCUAUCAUGAGUUUUUGAGGACUAUUAUAUAAUCCAGAAUCAUCAAUACAAUUUUUUGGGAGUCCCUAUAUACAAUGGCCCUUCCAUGAUGUCUACAGGGCGUAAACAGUUGUCAUUAAUUGAUUUGAUAUGAAACAUGCCUAUGCUGCUUGCCAUUUUAAAAUAAAGUUGGAAAUGUUUUGAAAUUACAUCUGUUGGUUACAACAAUUAAUAAAAUAUUUUAUGAAAUGCAGAAUAAAAUGCAGAAUGAAAUAAA
Molecule: messenger RNA, 3513 nt
Organism: Crotalus tigris (Tiger rattlesnake)
Lineage: Eukaryota; Metazoa; Chordata; Lepidosauria; Squamata; Viperidae
Product: olfactory receptor 2G3-like
Exons: 2
Coding region: 1812-2762 (316 amino acids)
Biological process (GO): G protein-coupled receptor signaling pathway
Cellular component (GO): membrane
Molecular function (GO): olfactory receptor activity; G protein-coupled receptor activity
Source: RefSeq, a predicted model, not a curated record